Molecule: messenger RNA, 2056 nt
Organism: Echinops telfairi (small Madagascar hedgehog)
Lineage: Eukaryota; Metazoa; Chordata; Mammalia; Afrosoricida; Tenrecidae
Gene: CPNE6
Product: copine 6
Exons: 17
Coding region: 110-1786 (558 amino acids)
Biological process (GO): cellular response to calcium ion
Cellular component (GO): plasma membrane
Molecular function (GO): calcium-dependent phospholipid binding
Source: RefSeq, a predicted model, not a curated record
AGCGCCAGAGAGAGAAGUCUGGACUGAGUGCAGGUCUCUGGAAUCCUUACCAGAGGGGAGAACCAAUCUCUCCCAGUAGGAGUCUCUUCUGCUCUACUCCCACGGUGACAUGUCGGACCCUGAGACUACGGGAUGGGUGCCUGAGCCCCCGGCCAUGACGCUGGGAGCCUCCAGGGUGGAGCUCCGGGUCUCCUGCCAUGGCCUCUUGGACCGAGACACGCUCACCAAGCCCCACCCCUGCGUGCUGCUCAAGCUGUGCUCGGAUGAGCAGUGGGUAGAGGUGGAACGCACGGAGGUGCUGCGCGCCUGCUCCAGCCCUGUCUUCUCCCGGGUGCUGGCCCUGGAGUACUUCUUUGAGGAGAAGCAGCCGCUGCAGUUCCACGUGUUUGAUGCCGAGGAUGGCUCCACCAGCCCCCGGAACGACACCUUCCUGGGCUGCACGGAGUGCACCUUGGGCCAGAUUGUGUCACAAACCAAGGUCACAAAGCCACUGCUGCUAAAGAACGGGAAGACGGCGGGCAAGUCCACCAUCACGAUCGUGGCUGAAGAAGUCUCCGGGACCAAUGAUUACGUACAGCUCACCUUCCGAGCCCAUAAACUGGACAACAAGGAUUUGUUCAGCAAGUCCGACCCUUUCCUAGAGAUCUAUAAGACCAAUGGGGAUCAGAGUGACCAGCUGGUCUGGAGGACCGAGGUGGUGAAGAAUAACCUCAACCCCAGCUGGGAGCCAUUCCGCCUGUCCCUGCACUCCCUGUGCAGCUGUGACAUCCAGCGGCCUCUCAAGUUCCUGGUGUAUGACUAUGACUCCAGUGGGAAGCAUGACUUUAUCGGCGAGUUCACCAGCAGCUUCCAGGAGAUGCAGGAAGGGACAGCAAGUCCUGGGCAAGAGAUGCAGUGGGACUGUAUCAACCCCAAAUACCGAGACAAGAAGAAGAACUACAAGAGCUCAGGGACCGUAGUGCUGGCCCAGUGCACGGUGGAGAAAGUGCACACCUUCCUGGACUACAUCAUGGGCGGCUGCCAGAUCAGCUUCACGGUGGCCAUUGACUUCACUGCCUCCAAUGGGGACCCCAGGAGCAGCCAGUCCCUACACUGCCUCAGCCCCCGCCAGCCCAACCACUACCUGCAGGCCCUGCGGGCAGUUGGCGGCAUCUGCCAGGACUAUGACAGUGAUAAAAGAUUCCCAGCAUUUGGCUUUGGGGCGAGAAUCCCUCCCAACUUUGAGGUGUCCCACGACUUUGCCAUCAACUUUGACCCAGAAAAUCCUGAAUGUGAAGAGAUCUCCGGGGUCAUCACUUCCUACCGCCGCUGCCUGCCCCAGAUCCAGCUGUACGGGCCCACCAACGUGGCUCCCAUCAUCAACCGAGUGGCCGAGCCGGCGCAGCGGGAGCAGAGCACCGGCCAAGCCACGAAGUACUCGGUGCUGCUGGUGCUCACGGAUGGCGUGGUCAGCGACAUGGCCGAGACCCGCACGGCCAUCGUCCGUGCCUCCCACCUGCCCAUGUCCAUCAUCAUCGUGGGCGUGGGCAACGCCGACUUCUCGGACAUGCGGCUGCUGGACGGCGACGACGGCCCCCUGCGGUGUCCCCGAGGGGUGCCCGCAGCCCGAGACAUCGUCCAAUUCGUGCCCUUCCGGGACUUCAAGGAUACCCCACCCUCGGCUCUAGCUAAGUGUGUCCUGGCUGAGGUGCCCCGGCAGGUAGUGGAGUACUACGCCAGUCAAGGAAUCAGCCCUGGGGCUCCCAGGCCCUGCACACCGGCCACCACACCCAGCCCUAGUCCAUGAUGCCACUGCUGGACAGGACCGACUCUCCCACAGCCUCUCAGAGUGCAUGUCUCCCUCCCAGGUGCCUGUCUCUACCCUUGUGACUCCAGUGACCAGUGCCUCUGCCUCUUGGACAAGCUGUGCUCCUCUGGGCUCUGGGAUCCAGUGGUGGGCCUUGCCCCCACCUCUCCAGGCCUCCUGCCCCUCAGCCUUGUGGCCCCUUGGUGACUUCCUUCUGUGGUCAUCCUGACUUUCUGGUCUUGAAUAAAGGAAACCGCCUAAGCACCUCAA